Molecule: messenger RNA, 1216 nt
Organism: Centropristis striata (black sea bass)
Lineage: Eukaryota; Metazoa; Chordata; Actinopteri; Perciformes; Serranidae
Product: H-2 class II histocompatibility antigen, A-D alpha chain-like
Exons: 5
Coding region: 321-917 (198 amino acids)
Biological process (GO): positive regulation of T cell activation; peptide antigen assembly with MHC class II protein complex; immune response
Cellular component (GO): membrane; MHC class II protein complex
Molecular function (GO): MHC class II protein complex binding
Source: RefSeq, a predicted model, not a curated record
AGAAACACCCCAGAAGAGGAAGGAUCAUCACAUGUUGUAAAACUCAUCCUGUGCCAAGAGGAAGCAGAAAAACUGGUUCAUGCUUCUGUUACGCUGCAGCUCGUGUUCUGACUCGAACCAGGAACAGAGAUCAGGUUUCUCCUGUUCUAGCCUCGCUGACCUGGCUCCCUGUAACACUCAGAAUCUAUUUAAAUACAAAGACCUGGAGACAUCAGACUGGUUUUAGGACAGGAGUGACAGAGAUUCAUUCUCUUCACUUGAAUCAAGUUCUCCAUGAGGACCUUGCUAUCGUUGGCUGUUCAGAUAAAGAUGGAGAGGACAUGAUUGGACUGGAAGGUGAAGAGAUUUGGUACGCAGACUUCAAGAACAAGAAAGGAGUCGAGCCUCAGCCCAGUUUUAUAGAUCAUAUUACCUACCCACUUUAUGAACAAGCUGUGGGUGAUCUACAGAACUGCAAACAGAACCUGGCAUCAGUUCUCAGUUAUCUGAAGAACCCUCCAGUGAAACUCGAUGCUCCUUCCAGUCCGAUGGUCUACAGCAGAGACGACGUGGAGCUGGGAGAGGAGAACACCCUGAUCUGUUAUGUGACUGGUUUCUAUCCUGCUCCGGUCGACUUCUCCUGGACAAAGAACGGACAGAACGUCACCGAAGGAACCAGCGUCAACGUUCCCUACCCCAACAAAGACGCUUCCUACAACCAGUUCUCCAGCCUGGUCUUCACCCCAAAGCUUGGAGACGUUUACAGCUGUUCAGUGACACAUCUGGCCCUGGACCAACCACAGACCAGAUUCUGGGAUGUGGAGAAGACUCCGCCCAGUAUUGGACCAGCAGUGUUCUGUGGACUCGGUCUGACUGUUGGUCUGCUCGGUGUGGCUACUGGAACCUUCUUCCUCAUCAAAGGGAACGAGUGCAGCUGAUUGGUCGGGGCUGAUGAUGUCACUCAGAUGAAUAUUUUCUCUGCUGUCUGUUGAUGAUUUUAAUGUUUUUAUGUCUUUCUUCAUGUAUGGCUGCAGAUUGAAUCCAUUUCUUGUGUAAAAUGCUUCCUGCUGAAAUAUAAUCUGUGUUUAAAUAAAGUUAGUUUGUUUCCUGACAUAAUCAGAUUUAAACUGUUUCUCCAGUCUGAAGAUUUAAUCUGUUUUAAAUGAGCAUUAAUUAUUAAUAAUAAUAAUAAUAAUAUAAUCUGUUGUUGUGGUAAAUAAACAGGAUGUCCCUCGUC